Molecule: messenger RNA, 12222 nt
Organism: Hyla sarda
Lineage: Eukaryota; Metazoa; Chordata; Amphibia; Anura; Hylidae
Gene: NF1
Product: neurofibromin 1
Exons: 58
Coding region: 139-8607 (2822 amino acids)
Biological process (GO): regulation of GTPase activity
Source: RefSeq, a predicted model, not a curated record
AGGUGGGGGAAGGGGGAAGCGGCGGAGGUGGAAUAACCAGCAGCUGUUACGGUUCCUAUCAUCAUCAUCAUCACCUCCCCUCCGGCGGCCUGUGAUCCCCGGGAAGAGCAGGAAGGGGGGACACCCCGGGCCGGGGCGAUGGCGGCUCACAAGCCGGUAGAAUGGGUGCAGGCCGUGGUGAACCGCUUCGAAGAGCAGCUUCCAAUUAAAGCCGGGCAGCAGAAUACACACACCAAAGUCAGCAUGGAGCACAACAAAGAGUGUCUCAUAAACAUUUCAAAGUACAAGUUUUCUCUGGUCAUAAGUGGGCUUACACACAUCUUAAAAAAUGUAAACAACAUGAGGAUAUUUGGAGAAGCUGCUGAAAAGAAUUUAUAUUUGUCUCAGCUGAUUAUAUUGGAUACACUGGAAAAAUGUCUUGCUGGGCAACCAAAAGACUGUAUGCGAUUGGAUGAGACGAUGCUUGUCAAGCAACUGCUACCCGAGAUAUGCCAUUUUAUUCAUACCCAUCGAGAGGGCAACCAGCAUGCAGCGGAGCUCCGGAUUUCUGCAUCAGGAGUCCUGUUUUCUUUAAGCUGCAAUAAUUUUAAUGCGGUUUUCAGUCGUAUUUCUACAAGGCUACAAGAACUUACGGUUUGCUCAGAGGAUAACGCUGAUGUUCAUGAUAUAGAUUUGAUACAGUACAUCAAUGUGGACUGCGCAAAACUUAAAAGACUUUUACAAGAGACAGUCUUUAAGUUCAAGUCUCUUAAGAAAGUGGCUCAGCUGGCGGUUAUCAACAGUCUUGAAAAGGCGUUCUGGAAUUGGGUAGAGAAUUAUCCUGAUGAGUUUACCAAAUUGUACCAGAGACCUCAGACUGAUAUGGCAGACUGUGCAGAAAAGUUGUUUGACCUGGUGGACAAUUUUGCUGAAAGCAACAAGAGAAAAGUAGCUGUUUGGCCCUUGCAGAUAAUUUUACUAGUUCUAUGUCCUGAAAUUAUUCAAGACAUUUCGAAGGAGGUUGUGGAAGAAAAUAAAUUGAACAAGAAACUGUUCCUUGAAAACCUCAGGAAAGCUUUAACUGGGCAUGGAGUAGGAAAACCACUGACCGAAAGUGCUGCAAUUGCUUGUGUCAAGUUGUGCAAAGCUUCCACAUAUGUUAAUUGGGAGGAUAAUUCCGUCAUAUUUCAUCUAGUCCAAUCUUUAGUCAUUGACUUGAAGAAUUUGCUGUUCAAUCCCAGCAAGCCUUUCUCUAGAGGUGCAGGAAAUCAGAAUGCAGAUGUGGAUCUCAUGAUCGACUGCCUUGUUUCUUGCUUUAGGAUCAAUCCUCACAACAACCAGCAUUUCAAAAUCUGCUUGGCACAGUCCUCGCCUUCAACAUUUCAUUAUGUGUUAGUUAACUCUUUGCACAGAAUUAUCACAAAUUCUGCACUGGACUGGUGGCCCAAGAUCGAUGCUGUUUAUUGCUACUCAGGAGAACUCCGCAGCAUGCUAGCUGAAACGCUCAGAAUUGUCAUGCAGUUACAUACACCGAUCCGUCUGACGCCGUGUGCUGGAAUUUUUCCUCAGAGUCUUACCUUUAAAGAGAAAAUGCCAUACCUUAAAUUUAAAGAGAAGCCCACUGACAUGGAGACCAGAAGUUAUAAAUACUUGUUGCUGUCAAUAGUUAAACUCAUCCACGGGGACCCAAAGCUGCUUUUGUAUAACCCAGGAAAACCAGGACCAGACACACAAAACAGUACAUCAGAAUUAAUAACUGGUUUGGUACAGCUAGUCCCACAAACAAACAUGCCUGAGAUAGCACAAGAAGCCAUGGAGGCAUUGUUGGUCCUACAUCAAUCAGACAGCAUUGAACUGUGGAAUCCCGAUGCACCAGUAGAGACCUUCUGGGAAAUAAGUUCCCAAAUGAUUUUUUACAUCUGUAAGAAAUUGACGGGCCACCAAAUGCUGAACAGCACAGAAGUCCUCAAAUGGCUGCGAGAAAUAUUAAUUUGCAGAAAUAAAUUUCUUCUUAAAUACAAGGAAAGUGCUGCAGCUGGAAGUGGAAUUCCAAUAUGUCGGCAAGCUCAGACUAAAUUGGAGGUUUCUCUCUACAUGUUUCUCUGGAGUCCAGAUAUAGAAGCAGUUCUUGUAGCAAUGUCAUGUUUCCGAAGCUUGUGUGAAGAGGCUGAAAUUCGGUGUGGAGUGGAUGAAGUGUCGGUCCAGAAUUUUUUGCCAAAUUACAACACCUUCAUGGAGUUUGCAUCAGUCAGCAACAUGAUGUCAACUGGCAGAGCAGCUCUACAGAAGCGAGUUAUGGCCUUACUUAGAAGAAUAGAGCAUCCUACUGCAGGGAACACAGAGGCAUGGGAAGACACACAUGCAAAGUGGGAGCAAGCAACAAAGUUAAUCUUAAACUUCCCAAAGGCUAAACUGGAAGAUGGUCAGGUGACAGAGAGCCUUCAUAAGACCAUAGUGAAGAGGAGAAUGUCUCAUGUGAGCGGAGGAGGGUCUAUAGAUCUUUCCGAUACGGACUCUCUACAGGAGUGGAUUAACAUGACUGGGUUUCUUUCUGCCCUUGGUGGAGUUUGCCUGCAGCACCGCAGCAAUGUUGGGCUUGUCACAUACAGCCCACCCAUGGGCCCUAUAAAUGAACGUAAAGGCUCUGUCAUCUCAAUGGUAUCCACUGAAGGAAAUGCUGAAACCCCUGUCAGCAAGUUUCUUGAUAGGCUUCUAUCUUUGAUGGUGUGCAACAAUGAGAAAGUUGGCGUGCAGAUACGAACAAACAUUAAAGACUUGGUUGGUUUAGAAUUAAGCCCUGCAUUGUAUCCAAUGCUGUUUAACAAAAUGAAGAACAACAUCAGCAAGUUCUUUGACUCCCAAGGGCAGGUUUUACUUAAUGACACCAAUACCCAGUUUGUUGAGCAGACGAUUACCAUUCUGAAGAACCUGCUUGAUAACCAUACAGAAGGCAGCUCAGAACAUCUGGGACAAGCCAGUCUUGAGACCAUGAUGCUAAAUCUUGUCAGAUAUGUUCGUGUACUGGGGAACAUGGUGCAUGCCAUUCAGAUCAAGACAAAGCUUUGUCAACUGGUGGAAGUGAUGAUGGAACGAAGGGACGACCUUUCUUUUUGUCAAGAAAUGAAAUUCAGGAAUAAAAUGGUUGAGUACUUGACCGACUGGGUGAUGGGGACAUCUAAUCAAGCAGCAGACGAGGAUGUGAAAUGCCUCACCAGGGACCUAGAUCAGGCAAGCAUGGAGGCUGUGGUGUCUCUUCUUGCUGGACUUCCUCUUCAGCCUGAGGAAGGAGAUGGAGUAGAAUUAAUGGAAGCCAAAUCCCAGUUGUUUCUCAAAUAUUUCACACUGUUCAUGAAUUUACUAAAUGACUGUAGCGAGGUAGAGGAUGAUGGUACCCAGACUGGGGGCAGGAAGAGAGGAAUGUCUCGCCGAUUGGCUUCCUUGAGACAUUGUACUGUCUUGGCUAUGUCCAAUCUGUUAAAUGCUAAUGUUGACAGUGGCCUCAUGCAUUCAAUAGGUCUUGGCUAUCAUAAGGAUCUACAAACAAGAGCUACCUUUAUGGAAGUCCUUACAAAAAUUCUUCAACAGGGGACAGAAUUUGAUACAUUGGCUGAAACAGUUUUAGCUGAUCGCUUUGAAAGACUGGUUGAAUUAGUCACCAUGAUGGGUGACCAGGGGGAAUUACCGAUUGCCAUGGCUUUAGCCAAUGUAGUGCCCUGCUCACAGUGGGAUGAGCUUGCACGUGUCCUUGUGACACUCUUUGAUUCCAGACAUCUCCUGUAUCAGCUUUUGUGGAACAUGUUUUCUAAGGAAGUCGAGCUAGCAGACUCCAUGCAGACUCUAUUCAGAGGAAAUAGCUUGGCUAGCAAAAUUAUGACCUUUUGUUUUAAGGUAUAUGGAGCAACCUACCUUCAGAAGCUUUUGGAACCUUUACUGAGAGUUAUCCUUACAUCUCCAGAGUGGCAGCAUGUCAGUUUUGAGGUCGAUUCUACAAGGUUGGAUGGAGUUGAAGUCCUUGAAGAAAAUCAACGUUGGCUUCUGCAGAUGACUGAGAAGUUUUUUCAUGCCAUUAUAAACUCUACUCAUGAAUUCCCUACUCAGUUGCGGAGUGUGUGCCAUUGUUUAUAUCAGUCUGUUCAUACAGCCAAAGGUAGACUGCCUGAUCUUCCUAGAAUAUGUCCUCACCAAGCACUGCAUAAGGCAACUUGCCACUCCCUACUGAAUAAAGCUACCGUUAAAGAAAAAAAGGAAAACAAAAAAUCAGUUGUAAGCCAGAGAUUUCCGCAGAACAGCAUUGGUGCAGUUGGAAGUGCCAUGUUCCUUAGGUUCAUUAAUCCGGCCAUUGUCUCUCCUUAUGAAGCAGGGAUAUUGGACAAGAAGCCACCACCAAGAAUUGAACGUGGCUUGAAAUUAAUGUCUAAGAUUCUCCAAAGUAUUGCCAAUCACGUCCUAUUUACCAAGGAGGAGCACAUGCGUCCAUUCAAUGAAUUUGUAAAAAGCAACUUUGAUGCAGCUCGAAGGUUUUUCUUUGACAUUGCAAAUAAUUGUCCCCCAAGUGACACAGUUAACCACAGCCUCUCCUUCAUUACGGAUGGAAAUGUGCUUGCCUUACAUCGGUUGCUCUGGAACAAUCAGGAGAAGAUUGGACAGUACCUUUCUAGUAACCGGGAUCAUAAAGCUGUUGGUAGGCGGCCAUUUGACAAAAUGGCAACCCUGCUUGCUUAUCUUGGCCCCCCAGAACACAAACCAGUUGCUGACACACAUUGGUCAAGUUUAAACCUCACAAGUUCCAAGUUUGAAGAAUUUAUGACCAGACAUCAGGUACACGAGAAAGAAGAAUUUAAAGCAUUAAAGACUCUAAACAUAUUUUACCAAGCAGGAACUUCGAAGGCUGGAAAUCCAGUUUUUUACUACAUUGCAAGGCGGUUCAAGACUGGUCAAAUAAAUGGUGAUUUACUGAUUUACCAUGUUCUGUUGACUUUAAAGCCAUACUAUGCCAAGCCAUAUGAGAUAGUGGUAGAUCUCACACAUGCUGGGCCCAGCAAUCGUUUCAAGACAGACUUCCUUUCUAAAUGGUUUGUGGUUUUUCCUGGCUUUGCUUAUGAAAAUGUGACAGCCGUUUAUAUCUACAACUGUAACUCCUGGGUGAGAGAAUACACAAAAUACCACGAGAGGCUGUUGACUGGACUAAAGGGUAGCAAGAGGCUUAUUUUUAUUGACCCAUCAGGAAAGUUGGCCGAGCACAUAGAACACGAUCAGCAGAAACUCCCGGCAGCCACACUGGCUUUGGAAGAGGACUUGAAGCUGUUCCAUAAUGCACUUAAACUGGCCCACAAAGACACUAAAGUGUCCAUAAAAGUUGGUUCUACAGCUGUCCAGGUCACGUCAGCUGAGAGAACACGGGUCUUGGGACAGUCUGUGUUCCUGAAUGAUAUUUACUAUGCGUCUGAAAUUGAAGAAAUCUGUUUAGUGGAUGAAAAUCAGUUCACCUUAACCAUUGCCAACCAAGGAACACCUCUCACAUUCAUGCAUCAGGAGUGUGAAGCCAUUGUCCAGUCUAUAAUUCACAUACGGACUAGAUGGGAAUUAUCACAACCAGAUUCUAUACCCCAACACACUAAGAUUCGUCCAAAGGAUGUUCCAGGAACACUACUCAACAUUGCGUUGCUUAACCUGGGGAGUUCUGAUCCAAGUCUACGGUCUGCUGCCUAUAACCUUCUGUGUGCCUUAACAUGUACCUUUAAUUUAAAGAUUGAAGGGCAGUUAUUGGAGACUUCGGGUCUUUGCAUCCCAGCCAACAAUACACUUUUCAUUGUCUCCAUUAGCAAGACACUGGCAGCUAAUGAACCCCACCUUACCCUAGAAUUUUUGGAAGAGUGCAUUUCUGGCUUCAGCAAAUCUAGUAUUGAACUGAAACAUCUGUGUCUGGAGUACAUGACACCUUGGUUACUGAAUCUUGUCCGCUUCUGUAAACUCACUGAUGAUGCAAAGCGUCAACGUGUCAGUGCAAUCCUGGACAAGUUGAUUACCAUGACCAUAAACGAAAAACAAAUGUAUCCUUCCAUACAGGCAAAAAUAUGGGGCAGUUUGGGACAGAUCACAGAUCUUCUGGAUGUGGUUCUUGACAGCUUUAUUAAAACCAGUGCAACAGGUGGAUUGGGAUCCAUUAAAGCUGAGGUCAUGGCAGAUACAGCCGUUGCUUUAGCAUCUGGCAAUGUUAAACUGGUUUCAAGCAAGGUCAUUGGAAGGAUGUGUAAAAUCAUAGACAAGACCUGCCUUUCCCCCACCCCUACACUGGAGCAGCAUCUCAUGUGGGAUGAUAUUGCCAUACUUGCCCGAUACAUGCUUAUGCUGUCCUUUAAUAACUCUUUGGAUGUGGCUGCCCAUCUUCCCUACCUCUUCCAUGUUGUCACGUUAUUGGUUGCAACAGGUCCUCUUUCUCUUCGAGCUUCCACCCAUGGACUUGUUAUCAAUAUCAUUCACUCUUUGUGCACCUGCUCACAACUCCAUUUUAGUGAGGAGACAAAGCAAGUCCUGCGGCUUAGUCUCACGGAAUUCUCUUUGCCGAAAUUCUAUCUACUGUUUGGGAUAAGCAAAGUGAAGUCUGCAGCAGUUAUAGCAUUCCGAUCGAGUUAUCGAGACCGAUCUUUUUCACCAGGUUCUUAUGAAAGGGAAACAUUUGCUCUGACGUCCUUGGAAACUGUAACAGAAGCACUUUUAGAAAUUAUGGAGGCUUGCAUGCGAGAUAUCCCAAAUUGCAAGUGGUUGGACCAGUGGACUGAGCUUGCUCAAAAGUUUGCAUUCCAGUAUAAUCCAUCACUUCAGCCUCGAGCGCUUGUUGUGUUUGGGUGCAUCAGCAAACGUGUUUCACAUGGACAAAUCAAACAGAUCAUUCGCAUCCUGAGCAAAGGACUUGAAAGCUGCUUAAAAGGUCCUGAUAAUUACAAUAGCCAAGUUUUAAUAGAAGCCACUGUGAUAGCACUAACCAAACUACAGCCGCUUCUUAACAAGGAUUCCCCUAUGCACAAAGCUCUUUUCUGGGUGGCUAUGGCAGUACUACAAUUGGAUGAAGUGAAUUUGUAUUCAGCGGGUACGGCUCUUCUGGAACAAAACUUGCACACGUUAGAUAGCCUUCGAGUAUUUAAUGACAAGAGUCCAGAAGAGGUUUUUAUGGAAAUCCGUAAUCCACUAGAGGAAUGGCAUUGUAAACAAAUGGACCAUUUUGUUGGCCUCAAUUUCAACUCAAACUUUAACUUUGCACUAGUUGGGCACCUGCUAAAAGGUUAUCGACAUCCUUCUCCUACUACUGUGGCAAGAACAGUACGGAUCCUUCACACUCUGCUUGCACUUGUGAACAAACACAGGAAUUGUGAUAAGUUUGAAGUAAAUACCCAGAGUGUUGCUUAUUUAGCAGCAUUGCUUACAGUGUCUGAAGAGGUGAGGAGUCGCUGCAGUUUGAAACACCGAAAGUCGUUGUUGCUGACAGAUGUUUCAAUGGAAAAUGUUCCUAUGGAUACAUAUCCGAUGCACCACAGUGACCCCACCUGCAGAACACUGAAGGAAAACCAGCCAUGGUCAUCCCCAAAAGGGUCUGGAAUGCACCUGGCCGCAAGUUACCCCACAGUUGGGCAGGUUAGCCCACGGACCCGAAAGUCUAUGAGUCUAGACAUGGGACAACCAUCACAAGCGAACACUAAAAAACUGCUAGCUAUGCUUCAUGUUUUAGGUACAAGAAAAAGCUUUGAUCAUUUAAUAUCUGACACUAAGGCCCCUAAAAGGCAGGAGGUGGAAUCUGGUAUCACUACACCUCCAAAAAUGAGAAGAGUAGCAGAAAACGACUAUGAUAUUGAUACACCAAGGAUAUCCUCCCCUCAACAACAUCCUCACUUGCGGAAAGUAUCUGUCUCAGAGUCAAAUGUGCUCUUGGAUGAGGAAGUUCUGACUGAUCCCAAAACUCAAGCUCUGUUGCUGACUGUCCUUGCUACACUUGUAAAAUACACUACAGAUGAGUUUGAUCAGCGAAUCCUUUAUGAAUACCUAGCUGAAGCUAGUGUUGUCUUCCCCAAAGUGUUUCCUGUGGUACAUAACUUAUUGGACUCGAAGAUAAACACCCUUCUGUCAUUGUGUCAAGACCCAAAUUUACUGAAUCCUAUACAUGGCAUUGUGCAAAGUGUUGUGUACCAUGAAGAGUCUCCGCCGCAGUAUCAACCAUCGUACCUACAAAGUUUUGGAUUUAAUGGGUUGUGGAGAUUUGCUGGUCCCUUCUCAAAGCAAACACAGAUCCCUGACUAUGCGGAGCUCAUAGUUAAGUUUCUUGAUGCCUUGAUUGACAAGUACUUGCCUGUUAUUGAUGAAGAAGCCAGUGAAGAGUCUCUGCUGACACCUACAUCUCCGUACCCUCCUGCUGUGCAGAGCCAACUGAGUAUUACUGCUAACCUUAACCUAUCCAACUCCAUGACCUCCCUUGCCACUUCCCAGCAUUCCCCAGGAAUUGACAAGGAGAACGUGGAACUGUCCCCCACCACCGGCCACUCAAACAGCGGUAGAACGCGCCAUGGUUCCGCGAGCCAAGUGCAAAAGCAGAGAAGUGCUGGCAGCUUCAAACGUCACAGCAUCAAAAAGAUUGUGUGAAGUUUUUUUUUAAUAGCCCUUUUUAUUUAUUUUACAGUUCCUUUUCUAAAACAGACUUACCUAAGCGGUCGGCCCUCCAGUGGCUCCGCGCACAAUAUGAUGCUGCACUUAAUUUUUUUAACGUUCCCAUGCAGUCAGCCAUGUCGCCAGAAGAUCAACACAUUGCUUGGACUUAACACCAUUUGGUUUCCUCCGCCUUUUCUCCUUAUUUUUUCUUUUCCCCCCGUUCUUUCCAUUCUUAAAGGGAACCAUGGUCACAAGGAUAUCAACAACUUGUGAAUUUCAGAAUGAAGGAUUUUGUAAUUUUGAUAAUGGUGGCCCAGCCUUUACUGCAUUAACUGUUCAAACAUUAGUGGCAUUAGUCUUUUUGCCUUGUUUUUUUUUUAUUACUGUUUGUGUUUGUUUCUGUUUUGCAUUUAACAAUGUUAAAGCUAAUUCUUUCUAGUGGCUUUGGUGGGAAAAAAAAAUCUUAUUUAAACGCCUCCCCCUUUGAAAUCACUUUUAGCUGUGGAUUUUUUUUUACCAAUUUGCUUAAAAUGAAACUUCCCAGUUUUUUUUCUUUUUGUAAAGGUACUUUAUAAGCAAAUAUGAGUCGCUGUUUAAAAGGGGCCACCAUACCAAUUAGAUUUCUGGGUACUUGCAAUAAAUUUCUCAAAUUAAUUAUAUUUUUAUUCCUAUAAAAGUAUAUAGAUAUAUAUUCCAAACAUUAUUGUUUGCGCUGUUAAAGUAUUGAAGCAUUUCUUUCAUCCUAAAUGCACCAGUGAUUUCUGUCCUUAAAAUGCACUAUUUCUAAAAGGCAGAAUAAUUUGAAAUGUUAUGUAAAUAUGUGUUUAUAUUCAUUUGACAAAAAGAAAAACUGUGUAGUUUUCAAGGUGAAAUUGUGGUAAGUAAAUUGCUUCCAUCUGUGUAGUAUAAGGGCUUUAACUGCUAUCUGCUUGACGAUCGUUUCCUUAACCCUUCCAGAGAGGUGUUAAAAGAAUUCUUGCACUUAGGGGCAUAGUCUUUGUGAAAGAUGUAUGCCGUCAUUAUGAUUGGGGCAUAAUUUGCAAUGUCUAAAACGUGAACAUUCACCCUUUGCUGUGGUGCACUGUUCUGUGCAAUGUUAAAAUAAUAAAAAUUAAAAAUAUAUAUAUAUAAAUACUGAGACCUUGGUUAGGUCAUAAAGAAACGGUACAUUUAAACUGACAGAAUCCUCCAAGCUGUGUCCGGGAGGAGCGGCAUCAUGAUACUCUUGAUGCACUUCAGCCGUUUUGAAGAAGCAGGCACAUGCUGUAUUAUGUAGAAACCUGUAAUCAUAUUAGAUAAAUGCUAUUUAAAAUCCUCGUAUUUCAUAUUGGUAUAUAGAAUGGCAAAUCUGCUGCAAAUAUUUAUAGUACUUAUGCUGACUAGUAACAUAAAAAUAUUGUUGUCCCAUAUGGCAGCCUAUCCCCUCAAAGAGGCAAAUUCGUAUGUUCUUUCUAAUCAGGAUGGUGGCUAAAUUAUAUUUUUUUUUUUUAACAAUAUGAAUAUUAACUAACGGAAUGGGGUCAUACUAGUUAGACCGGACACAUGUUCUCUCACUGUGACAUAUUAAUUCUGUCUUAGCGUGUAGUAUUUACAGUGACUGACUAAUCAUUUGAUACUGUCUUGCAAAUAACAUGCACCACUACAACAAAAUAGAAGAAAACGCUAUUUACCAGAUUUCUCGGCACUGUAUUGCUGUAAACACCAAGGUGAGGCGAUUGCAGAACAGGGCUUUAGACAUUUAUCCAGUUGAUUCUUAACUCAGAGGAAAAUGAUCCUUUUUGACAAUUCUAAGCAAAAGGGAAAGACAUCUAGGUGCUUGCUUUUAGGGCUCAAAUAUAUGUAUAAAUGAAACACAAAAUGAAGUGAUGCUCCUCUACAACUUAGAUCUUGGUCUGAGGACCAAGAAUGGCUUUAAGAUAAGAUACAAGUAUAAUUCUAUGUAAUAAGACUAUAGAGUGAUUUAAGUGUAUUUCCGUAAAUCAAAUUCCACAGCUAAACUAAUAUAACAAUGGUACAAAUACGUGUUGGGAUUUCAUAAGUAUAGCACAUAAUCUGCAUUUAUUCACAUAUAAGGUGUAAUUCACAGAUGUAAAUAAGCUCUUUUUUUGUUGGUUUUUUUUCCAAUUUUUUUUUUUAUGAUUUUGUGUUUACAGUUCUGGAAAAAACAACUGUGAACAGGACCUAUUAUGCAAAUAGUCUGCCAAAAUCCCACUGUACUUAGGUUUGGGUGUUGUCUUGUGAGCUGGAUGACCCAGGUGCACACAUGACAUUAUGGAUCUGAAUGGCCCAACUUAGCCUGAAAGAACUGAAUAUGCACGUCAGAGAUGAUAUAAUACUGUAUGUGUACUAUUAAGUGGUCAUGACUUUACUAUUACUGCAUGGAAAGCCAGUAACCUACCAGUACUAGCUUAAAGACAUGCUGGAUUUCCAGCAGGACAGAUCAUGUGCUUAAAGCAUUCCAUAGAUGCAAAAUACUUGUCAACUACACAGAAAGGGAGACACCUCUGUCUAAAAAUCUUCAUCUCUGAUUCAUGAUUCCACCCACCAUAAGGCAAGAUUGUCAGGAUGGUUAGCAAAUGUUUUACGUCAUUAGCCCCUCCCCAUUAUUCUACUUCUCUAUUUCAUCUAUUUCUAUCCCAUUGGCAUCCAGUUUGUGCAUUGUGAACCUGAAGUAAGCAUUUUGCACCAGUAGCAAACUAUCAACAAAUACAUGGCUUUUAUAUUGCACUUCACAUAACAGCAGCUGCAAUAGCUGAUCUGGGGGUGAAUAGUAGGGUUGUCCAGAUGGUGACCACCCUACAAAAUUGAAACCUCUCUUUGAAAAAUGGAGCCUCAACGCUCAUGUAUAAUGGAUAGUAAGUAGGAUUUGGCUGGAGUUGUAAAGCAGACAUCUUUAAUAAGCCGACCACACGGUGUAGCAUCUCUGAUGUGUAUAUUUGGCUCCUCAUAUUUGUAUUUGUAAGCCUAGAUAUCUCCCCUGCUCCCGAUGCUGGGUGUGGGAAGCCUGUAUGAUAUUAAGGUUGAGUUUUAGGAACUUUCCCUCCUCUUAAGCAUGUGGUAUCCAAUGUUAUGCAACCGACUUUUCCACAAAAAGUCACUUUUAAGUGUUAGCGACAUUACUUUUUUUAAUGCAGUACAUUCAUCUGUAAAUAUUUUUUGUGUAAAAUUUGACAGAAAAGUAUAUUUACUACACUGUAAAUACAUGUGACAAUAUAUUGUAUUAUUUUGCUUUUUUUGUAAAGCAGUUAGUUGCUGUACAUGUAUAACAUACAAAAUUUGAUUAUUCUAGUGUUAGUAAUUGUUAACUUCUCUCCUUCCUGCUGUUGAGUAUGUCAUUUAAAUGAAGAAAAAAAAGAUGCUGUGUAAUACAAACUCACUGUGUAUGAUAUAUUCUUUCCUUUCAGGCCAUACAAUUUCAAAUGUUCCUUUACUCCCUAUCCUGUUAAUAUUGUAAGCAAGUGUAUGCCAGCAGGAAUAAAACUGCCACCGCCAGCCAAACUGGCACCUAGAUACAAUUAGCAGAUAUGAUUUAUCAUAACUGUUCUCUACCCAAUGUUCCCUCAUGUAUGUACAUCCCCUUUUUUUGAAGUAAAAUGUAAAUUCAACCUG